AUGGAAUUUGUUUUGUCCCUAAUAAGUUCUUGCCUACCUUGCUUCCCCGACUUGUCCUCUCCCUAUAUAUCGAUAAAGAACAAUAAAUAUAAGAUCAUUAGAUUGUUGGGAGAGGGGGGAUUCUCAUAUGUCUACCUAGUUUCUCAUAAGUCUAAUAACAACUCGUUAUAUGCAUUGAAGAAGAUCAGGUGUCCAUAUGGAGCAAGCGACGAGUCAUACAAAAAUGCUAUGAAAGAAAUUAGAAAUUAUCAUAGAUUCAGCAAUUCCAAAACACCAUACAUUAAUCAAUCAAUCGAAGAAGACAUUGUUGAUCAAAAGGAUGGGUCUAAAACUGUUUACAUAUUGAUGCCAUACUUCGCUAAAUCACUCCAAGAUAUAAUCAAUUUCAAUGUCUUAAAUAAUCAAUCAAUGGAGGAAGACGAAAUAUUGAGAAUAUUCAUCGGUAUUUGCCGAGGACUAAACGUGAUGCACAAAUUCAAGCGGUCAGGAAGAUCCGUAGCAGCAGUAUCAGACAAUCAAGACGAUGAUGAAGCGGAUUUUCUUCUUCCGGAGGUGAGCGACGAUGAAGAAUAUGCAAACAGCACCUCAAAUGGGACAGAGUUGGAAGAGUUAACGCCUUUUGCUCAUCGAGAUAUCAAGCCGGCAAAUGUAAUGUUGUCAGCAGAGGGAUUACCUGUUCUCGUUGAUCUAGGCUCAUGUACCAAAGCUGUAAUAGUCGUAAAAAAUCGCCAGCAGGCUCUUACAUUAACUGACUUUGCUCAGGAGCAUUGCACCCUUCCAUAUAGAGCACCCGAAUUACUUGAUGUUGCUACCAAUUCAGUUAUUACAGAGAAGACUGACAUAUGGUCUCUAGGAUGUUUAUUGUAUUGUUGUUGCUUUGGCUUUUCGCCUUUUGAAAAAAUGGAAAUGGACCAGGGUGCUAACCUUGUCAUGGCGAUUUCUCAGGCUACAUAUAAAUUUCCGUCAGAUACCACAGGUUACUCUCAGGAAUUGCUUGGUAUAAUAAAGGAUUGCUUGGUUCUCGAUCCUGUAAUGAGGCCCUCAGUUGAUGAUUUGAUGGAGAGAGCUUUGACCUUAUCCAAUGUAUAG
Priceomyces carsonii is the source of this 1089-nucleotide messenger RNA. Its product is annotated as putative serine/threonine protein kinase. The transcript has a single exon. Gene Ontology annotation, molecular function: protein serine/threonine kinase activity; ATP binding. The record is from RefSeq and is a predicted model, not a curated record. Bases 1 to 1089 code for a protein of 362 amino acids. Gene Ontology annotation, biological process: vacuolar protein processing; protein phosphorylation; regulation of vacuole fusion, non-autophagic. Lineage: Eukaryota; Fungi; Ascomycota; Pichiomycetes; Serinales; Debaryomycetaceae. Gene Ontology annotation, cellular component: Golgi apparatus; cytoplasm.